Molecule: messenger RNA, 1773 nt
Organism: Rhodamnia argentea
Lineage: Eukaryota; Viridiplantae; Streptophyta; Magnoliopsida; Myrtales; Myrtaceae
Product: gamma aminobutyrate transaminase 1, mitochondrial
Exons: 19
Coding region: 72-1613 (513 amino acids)
Biological process (GO): biotin biosynthetic process
Molecular function (GO): pyridoxal phosphate binding; S-adenosyl-L-methionine:8-amino-7-oxononanoate transaminase activity
Source: RefSeq, a predicted model, not a curated record
CUCUCUCUCUCUCUCUGCAGUCUUUGCUCUUGCAUGAAUUGGUGGAGGAGCUCCAGACAAACAGGAAGAAGAUGGCGAUCACUCGGCUCCUCCGUUCCUCCCUCCGCUCCCAGCUUUCUUCAUAUGCAAGACAUGCAUCUUCCAAAAGUUGCCAGGAGCACCUCAUACAAGUACCUAUCCUUGCCAGACUGUAUAGUUCCGGGGCAUCCUUACAGAAGGAAGAAUCAACUGAAUCGAAAGAUGGUCAAGGGUUUAAGGGCCAUGAUAUGCUGGCUCCUUUUACAGCAGGGUGGCAAACUACAGACGUGCAUCCAUUGGUGAUUGAAAAGUCUGAGGGUAGCUACGUGUAUGACACUAAUGGGAAGAAAUACCUUGACUCUCUGGCGGGUCUAUGGUGCACAGCAUUAGGUGGCAAUGAACCACGACUUGUUAAUGCUGCUGUUGCACAGUUGAACUCCUUGCCAUUUUAUCACUCGUUUUGGAAUCGCACUACCAAACCAUCUCUGGACCUUGCUAAGGAACUUCUAGAAACUUUUACUGCAAGGAAAAUGGCUAAGGCAUUUUUUACCAAUAGUGGAUCAGAAGCCAAUGAUACUCAGGUGAAGUUGGUCUGGUACUACAAUAAUGCACUUGGAAGACCUGAAAAAAAGAAGUUUAUAGCUCGUGCAAAAUCCUAUCAUGGUUCAACAUUGAUAGCAGCAAGUCUUUCUGGCCUACCAGCACUGCAUCAGAAGUUUGAUUUGCCGGCUCCAUUUGUGUUGCAUACUGACUGCCCUCACUACUGGAGAUAUCAUCUUCCAGGUGAGACGGAAGAGGAGUUCUCAACCAGAUUAGCCAAUAAUUUGGAGAAUCUUAUCCUCAAAGAAGGACCAGAGACGAUUGCUGCAUUUAUUGCCGAACCUGUUAUGGGGGCUGGAGGUGUAAUACCCCCUCCGGCAACAUAUUUUGACAAGGUUCAAGCUGUUGUCAAGAAAUACGAUAUUCUGUUUAUAGCAGAUGAGGUGAUUUGUGCAUUUGGAAGGCUGGGAACAAUGUAUGGAUGUGACAAGUACAAUAUUAAACCAGAUCUUGUAUCCGUGGCUAAGGCCCUUUCUUCUGCCUAUAUGCCCAUUGGAGCUGUAAUGGUGAGCCCCGAAGUUUCGGAUGUGAUUCACUCUCAAAGCAACAAACUUGGUUCUUUUUCCCAUGGAUUCACAUAUUCCGGACAUCCUGUAUCCUGUGCUGUUGCAAUAGAAGCUCUCAAAAUAUACAAGGAAAGAAACAUUCCCGAACAAGUAAAUAGAAUUGCUCCAAAAUUCCAGGAUGGAUUGAAAGCCUUCUCUGACAGUCCAAUCAUUGGAGAGAUUCGGGGAACUGGGCUGAUUCUUGGUACCGAGUUUGCGGACAACAAAUCACCUAAUGAUCCAUUUCCUCCUGAAUGGGGAAUCGGUGCAUACUUUGGAGUGCAAUGCGAGAAGCGCGGUAUGUUGGUGCGUGUGGCUGGCGAUAACAUUAUGAUGUCUCCGCCUUUCAUAAUGACUCCUGAAGAGAUUGAUGAGCUGAUAAGAAUCUACGGGGAGGCGCUGAAGGCAACGGAGGAGAGGGUGAAGGAACUGAAAUCCCAGCAGAAGUGAUGCCACAGAAGCAGAUGAUGGCGAAAAAACCGGCCUGCAGUCUUCUUUGCAAUGUAAAUCCAUUUGGUGUUGUGACGUCUGAAACAAAUGGGUAUUUGAAUAAAGAAUCUGCAUAUCUUCUCUCCUGGUGUGGCAGUCAUUUACUAAACAUGGCUCGUUC